GUGGAGCGGAAGGAGGAGGCGGCGGUCCCGCGGCUGCUGCUCGCUAGUGCGGGUGCCGGGCCGGCUCUCGGGAGCCUGGGCCGCCGCUGCCAAGUCGAUCCCAGCGCGUCCUAGCUAGCGGAGCGGGAGGAGCCGGAGGCGGCCCCGGGCGGGCUCGGGCUCGGGCUCCGCAACCAUGGAGAACGCGCACACCAAGACCGUGGAGGAGGUGCUCGGCUACUUCGGUGUCAACGAGAGCACUGGGCUGAGCCUGGAGCAGGUCAAGAAGCUCAAGGAGCGCUGGGGCUCCAACGAAUUGCCAGCAGAAGAAGGGAAAACCUUACUAGAGCUUGUCAUUGAACAGUUUGAAGAUUUAUUGGUUAGAAUUUUACUGCUGGCAGCCUGCAUAUCUUUUGUCCUGGCCUGGUUUGAAGAAGGUGAAGAAACAAUCACUGCAUUUGUUGAGCCUUUUGUGAUUCUGCUUAUCUUAGUGGCCAAUGCAAUUGUGGGUGUGUGGCAGGAAAGAAAUGCCGAGAAUGCAAUCGAAGCCCUUAAGGAAUAUGAACCUGAAAUGGGUAAAGUUUAUCGACAGGACAGGAAGAGCGUCCAGCGGAUCAAAGCCAAAGACAUUGUUCCUGGUGAUAUUGUGGAAAUAGCUGUUGGUGACAAAGUUCCUGCUGACAUAAGGUUGACAUCCAUUAAAUCUACUACCUUAAGGGUGGACCAGUCAAUUCUCACAGGUGAAUCUGUCUCUGUUAUUAAACAUACGGACCCUGUACCGGAUCCCCGGGCUGUAAACCAAGAUAAGAAGAAUAUGCUCUUUUCUGGUACAAAUAUUGCUGCUGGAAAAGCAAUGGGAGUGGUGGUUGCCACCGGCGUCAACACUGAAAUUGGCAAAAUCCGUGAUGAAAUGGUAGCGACUGAGCAGGAGAGGACCCCCCUGCAGCAGAAGCUUGAUGAGUUUGGGGAACAGCUGUCCAAAGUCAUCUCCCUCAUCUGCAUCGCCGUGUGGAUGAUCAACAUUGGGCAUUUCAAUGACCCAGUGCAUGGGGGCUCCUGGAUCCGAGGUGCCAUCUAUUACUUCAAGAUCGCAGUAGCCCUGGCCGUCGCAGCCAUUCCCGAGGGCCUGCCCGCCGUCAUCACCACCUGCCUGGCCCUGGGCACCCGCAGAAUGGCCAAAAAGAAUGCCAUUGUCAGGAGUCUGCCUUCCGUGGAGACCCUGGGCUGCACUUCAGUCAUCUGCUCUGACAAGACUGGCACUCUGACUACCAACCAGAUGUCCGUGUGUAGGAUGUUUAUUCUGGACCGAGUUGAAGGGGAUAGCUGUUCCUUGAACGAGUUUACCAUAACUGGAUCAACAUAUGCCCCCAUGGGAGAAGUGCAUAAAGAUGAUAAACAAGUGAAGUGUCAUCAGUAUGAUGGACUUGUAGAACUGGCCACAAUCUGUGCCCUUUGCAAUGACUCUGCUUUGGACUACAAUGAGGCAAAAGGAGUGUAUGAAAAAGUUGGGGAGGCUACAGAGACAGCCCUCACUUGUCUGGUCGAGAAGAUGAAUGUCUUUGACACGGAGCUCAAAGGCCUCUCCAGGAUUGAACGUGCCAAUGCCUGUAACUCGGUUAUAAAACAGUUGAUGAAGAAAGAAUUCACCCUUGAAUUUUCCAGAGAUAGAAAAUCAAUGUCUGUGUAUUGUACACCAAAUAAACCGAGCCGGACAUCAAUGAGCAAGAUGUUUGUUAAGGGAGCCCCUGAAGGCGUCAUCGACAGGUGUACACACAUUCGCGUUGGGAGUACCAAAGUGCCCAUGACCCCUGGGGUCAAGCAGAAGAUCAUGACAGUCAUUAGGGAAUGGGGCACUGGCAGAGAUACCCUGCGCUGCUUAGCGCUGGCCACUCAUGACAAUCCUCCCAGAAGAGAAGAGAUGAAUCUGGAGGACUCGGCCAACUUUAUUAAAUAUGAGACCAAUCUGACUUUUGUUGGCUGUGUGGGCAUGCUUGACCCUCCAAGAACUGAAGUGGCCUCAUCGAUAAAACUCUGUCGGCAAGCUGGCAUCCGAGUCAUCAUGAUCACUGGCGACAAUAAGGGCACAGCCGUGGCCAUCUGUCGUCGGAUUGGCAUCUUUGGGAAUGAGGAAGAUGUCACUGCCAAGGCUUUCACAGGCCGGGAGUUUGAUGAACUGAGUCCUUCUGCCCAGAGGGACGCCUGCCUCAAUGCUCGCUGCUUUGCCAGAGUGGAGCCUUCCCACAAGUCCAAGAUUGUGGAAUUUCUGCAAUCGUUUGAUGAGAUUACAGCUAUGACUGGGGAUGGUGUCAAUGAUGCUCCAGCCUUGAAGAAAUCAGAGAUUGGUAUUGCCAUGGGCUCUGGGACUGCAGUGGCAAAAACUGCUUCAGAGAUGGUGCUGGCAGAUGACAACUUCUCAACCAUCGUGGCAGCCGUCGAGGAAGGACGCGCCAUCUACAACAACAUGAAGCAGUUCAUUCGCUACCUCAUCUCUUCCAAUGUGGGGGAAGUCGUAUGUAUUUUCCUGACUGCUGCUCUAGGUUUUCCUGAGGCUCUAAUCCCUGUCCAGCUUUUAUGGGUAAAUCUGGUGACAGACGGCCUUCCAGCCACAGCUUUGGGAUUCAACCCCCCUGACUUGGACAUCAUGAACAAGCCUCCCCGAAAUCCCAAAGAGCCCCUCAUCAGCGGUUGGCUCUUCUUCCGUUACCUCGCCAUUGGAUGUUAUGUUGGAGCUGCAACUGUGGGGGCAGCUGCUUGGUGGUUCAUUGCUGCUGAUGGGGGUCCAAGGAUUACCUUCUACCAGCUGAGUCACUUCCUGCAGUGUAAAGAGGAUAACCCGGACUUUGAGGGUGUGGACUGUGCCAUCUUUGAGUCCCCGUACCCCAUGACGAUGGCGCUCUCCGUGCUGGUGACAAUCGAGAUGUGCAAUGCUCUCAACAGCUUAUCAGAAAACCAGUCCUUGCUGAGGAUGCCACCUUGGGAGAACAUCUGGCUGGUGGGCUCCAUCUGCCUCUCCAUGUCCCUCCACUUCCUGAUCCUCUACGUGGAGCCCCUGCCGCUCAUCUUCCAGAUCACGCCUCUGAACGUGACCCAGUGGCUCAUGGUGCUCAAGAUCUCCCUGCCCGUGAUCCUCAUGGAUGAGACGCUGAAAUUUGUGGCCCGAAACUACCUGGAACCUGGUAAAGAGUGUGUGCAGCCCACCGCCAAACCGUGUUCUUUCCCAGCCUGCACCGAAGGGAUUUCCUGGCCGUUUGUGCUGAUCAUUAUGCCCCUGGUUAUCUGGCUUUAUAGCACAGACACUAACUUUAGUGACAUGUUCUGGUCUUGACUGUUGUAGUUUUACAUAAAAGAUGUUUAACUUAAUCAAUUAAUUUUUUUUUAUUGUUUAAAGCAACUGUCUAUUUCUGCUGAAUUUUCCCAUGAACAUGUUUGCUGGUGAAGGAGGUUUCAUACUCUAGGUUUUGUUUUGCUUUUUCUGACUCCAGUGGGGCAAGAUUUUCCUUUUUUAUACACAUAAUUAAAGUGUCCAUUGACAUGUACAGAGAACUAACACUAUUUUAUGCAAAUAUUUUUUUGUAGAUGAAAAAGCAUGUACAGUGUUCUGUCUCAUAGUCUCAUCCUUGUAUAAAGAAAUCGUUGAGCCAGCAGACAUUGUCAGCAAAUUAAUUGGCGGCAGAUUUUAGGGAAUGAAUGUGUGUGGUUUUUUCUAAAACUAAGUAGCAUGUAUUGUCUUCUGCAUGAUCACCUGGAUUUAAUUUGAUGUCACAGUCUAAUUUUUUUAUUCAUAAGCCAAUUUUUCUGCACUGAGCAGAGUACCUGCUACCUCAGUCAGUAUUUUUUGGUUUGCCGCCCUGCCCGCCCCUCACCGUCAGCACCCUCCCCUCCCCUCCCCUCCCUCUUGGCUUCUUGGUUCUCGGAUGCCGAUGGUUUUGUUUACACCCGUCUCAAUGAGAGGUAGGCCUAUUCUCGCUUGUGCAGAAAACAUUGUUCCAGAUUCAAUCUCCUGGACUCAUUUCCCCCCACGUAGUUUUUAAGGUUAUUUAUUUAAAUGUCUAAUGUAUUUUCUUGUAACAGACAUUGUUUUGCCAAUGUUGCCCACUUCAGCGGCACUUCAUCUAGUUUUAAAAUAAAUAAAUAAAACCUUUUAAAUGGA
Messenger RNA from Gracilinanus agilis (Agile Gracile Mouse Opossum), 4129 nucleotides. RefSeq names its product ATPase sarcoplasmic/endoplasmic reticulum Ca2+ transporting 2 (gene ATP2A2). Gene Ontology annotation, molecular function: ATP binding; ATP hydrolysis activity; P-type calcium transporter activity. Gene Ontology annotation, cellular component: membrane. Bases 176 to 3304 code for a protein of 1042 amino acids. The transcript is spliced from 20 exons. Gene Ontology annotation, biological process: intracellular calcium ion homeostasis; calcium ion transmembrane transport. NCBI's taxonomy places the organism in Eukaryota, Metazoa, Chordata, Mammalia, Didelphimorphia, Didelphidae. The record is from RefSeq and is a predicted model, not a curated record.